AUGUUGCUAGACAAAUUCAUUUUGAACAAGCGCCCGUGUUUCACGCAGGAGGGCGAACAGGUUGAAGCGGUUGUAGCGGAACCGCCGCCACCGGAACCAACCCCGACCCCAGAACCGGCGCCAGCCCCAGCUCCUCCGGCUCCUGCACCUCCUCCGCCAGCGGAACCAGCUCCUGCGCCGACACCGGUUGUCUCACCAGCACCUCCGGCCGAAGGUGCUCCAGCAGCCGAGGGUGCCCCGCCGGCGGACGGAGCUGCGCCAGCACCUGCUGAAGGCGCACCUGCAGCAGCCCCUGCGGAGGGCGCCGCGCCACCGGCGGAAGGUGCCGCGCCACCGGCGGAAGGGGCCGCGCCACCGGCGGAAGGAGCUGCACCCGCGGAAGGAUCAGCCCCGCCAGCGGAGGGUGCAACUGCUGAAGGAGCACCUCCAGCCGAGGGUGCCACACCUGCCGCCACUCCCGCGGAGGGUGCACCCGCAGAAGGAGCACCCGCUGCACCUCCAGCUGAAGGUGCGACACCAGCAGCGGAGGGAGCGGCACCGCCAGCGGAAGGAGCUCCUCCGGCCGAAGGAGCCGCUCCUCCUGCGGAAGCUGCACCGGCCGCACCAGCCGAGGGAGCUGCACCCGCAGAUGCGACACCUGCAGCUCCGGCGGAAGCUGCACCCGCGCCGGCCGAAACUAAUCUAGUUUUGAUAUUGCGAGUUUCAAUCCGCAUCAGAGGCAGUCCCGCGCUAAAGAGCGCGAAAUACAUCAUGAACGCACCCGCAUCGUAACUGAGAGAGAGGGGACGAGGGGGUCAUCUCGCCGCAACUCUCCUCUCGCGUUGACGUCAAACUUGGCGGAACGUCUACACGGCCAGGGAUGCGGAUGGAACCGGCGCCGUACCCGACGCCGCGGCUCGCGCUUUUCUUGUCAUCAUCAUUAUCAUUACCAUUAUCGCCAGCAUCGUUACCGUCAUCCCCAUUGCCGCCGCCGCCGCCGCCGCCGCCGCCGCCGCCGUCGUCGCUGUCGCCUCCAUCGCUCACGUCUUGCAUAUUCAUCACUCAUGCAUCACGAAAACUCGCGCACGUGCCGCGCGAGGUUCAAAGGGGCAAAAAACAAAAGACAAGAGGGAGAAAAAGAGAGAAAUGUAUGCGCGAGAAAGGGUCGCGUGUCACGGACACGAUAUGUCUUGCGGUCGAGAAACGCCGGCCCGACGUGGAGCCCACAUUUUCGCCUCAUAUCCGUUAUGAGAAACGCGAAUCCGCGUGUCAUUAAAAUGCCGAGAAUGAGGGGGAUGGAGGCGGAGAGGAGGAUACCGGCCCUUACUCGACGACGUCGCGAUCGCUGCGUCGAGCGUUGCGUUUGCACGCAUUUCGUCGCGCUCGCUCGUGCAUUCAUCAGCUUCAUCAACAACUUCUCCGCCUUGCGCGAUCAAACGCUCGCUGCGCCUCGACGGUCUCGCGCUGGAAUUCUGUAAAUAAUCCACGGCACGUCUCACACAUCACACGGCUCUCUUUACGCGGACAUCGACACCGGAAGCAGCUUCUGUACACGAGAAAUUGGAUUUCGUAAUAAAAACUUUUCUUCAA
Vollenhovia emeryi is the source of this 1569-nucleotide messenger RNA. Its product is annotated as skin secretory protein xP2-like. NCBI's taxonomy places the organism in Eukaryota, Metazoa, Arthropoda, Insecta, Hymenoptera, Formicidae. The record is from RefSeq and is a predicted model, not a curated record. The coding region runs from base 1 to 771 and encodes 256 amino acids. The transcript is spliced from 5 exons.